ACCAAAACCUGCUUGACUAAAGUUGAUUUGGGAGAGAAAGACGUUGUAAACUCAAUCAUCUUGACAUUCUUCAAUGAGGGUCAACUGAUAGAUGACCUCUCAUAUGAGGAUGUAAAGAAAUGCUACCGUGGAUCUACCGUCAGCAAGUACAAUGCGCAGUACCACAAGCUUUUCCAGAGCGUUCCUAAAGAAGAGAUCCUGAUGAAAGUGUAUUCAUGCGCUCUAAUGCGUGAUAUCCUGCUGCAGGGACGACUUUACAUCUCCAGAAACUGGCUGUGUUUCUACGCCAACCUGUUUGGUAAAGACAUCAAGGUGGCGGUUCCUGUAGCGUCAGUGCGAAUAGUGAAGAAACAUAAAACAGCCGGUCUGGUUCCCAAUGGUUUGGCUAUCACCACAGACAGCGGUCAGAAGUAUGUGUUUGUAUCUCUACUGUCCAGAGACAGUGUCUAUGAUGUGUUGAGACGAAUUUGCACACAUCUACAGGUCAAUGGUAAGAAAAUCCUGAGUUUUAAACAGUAUAUGGAAGAGCCGAGCUCCAUAUCACUGGAUGAGUUUCCCGUUCCUGAGGUUUAUCCAGUAGCAGAAGAUUUUCCUCCGGUAUUGAAGUGGAGAAGGAAGCCAUCAGUAGUGUCCGUGUCGUCAUCUUUACCAGAUUUACUGGGAAACUCUGCAGGCGCUCUGAAUGCGGUGGACACAUCGUUUCAGACGGACAAACCUCUGGAGGAGCAAGUUCUCGAAACCAAGAAGAUCCUCCUGACAGAGACGAUACCCGAGUUGGGUCAGAUGGAGUAUCAGCUACUGAAAUUCUUCAUUCUCCUUAUUAUCCUGCUGAUUCUGUCCUCGUGUUACCUGGCCUUUCGUGUCUGUAGUCUCGAACAGCAGCUCUCGUUCCUGAGCAAUAAUCCAGCAGUGUCACUCAGAGAGAGGUAACUGACAUGAAGUCUGCCCAGCAUUGGCCUGUCUCUCUCCCUGUCUCUCUCUCUCUCUCUCUCUCUCUCUCUCCCUGUCUCUCUCUCUCUCUCUCUCUCUCUCUCUCUCCCUGUCUCUCUCUCUCUCUCUCUCUCUCUCUCUCUCUUUCUCUCUGAUCACAUUGAAACUAUGCAAACAGGCUCUUUAUUUAUUGAUGCAGUAGAUCUGCAUCUGCUUGUGUUGACAUCCAGACUGACUUACAGUAGUCGAACAAAACAUCAAGUGUUCACAAAAGCAGGUGGAUCUGUUGGACACGUGAAGAUGAAAGCAGACGAUUCGCCUGCACAGGACGCACACCGCUAACCUCCGCUAUUACAGUGGGGGAAUAUUACUGAGGGCUCUUUUCCCUCACAAAAAACUUUUUUGUGAGCAUGUGAUAUCUCAUAAAUUAUCAAACGCUUGCACAUGACAUUAAAAAGGUCACGAUUAACAAAUAAAGUAUUGCUCAGGAUCAAGUACAAUGCAUUUAGAUUAGAUGAUUUUUUGUCUCUACUAUAUAGUGAAGAUACACUGUAUGUCUAUUCAAUUCAGAUGUAUUUAUACUCUAUAGCACUUUUUUGCAACGUUGCACUGUUUCAAAGCAGCUUUACAUAAAAAUGAAAACACAGAAGACAUUUUAUUGUCCUUGUAAAAAGACUGUAAUCUAUUAAAAUGGUAUAAAAUAUAUUUUACUGAGACUAUCAGACAUUUAUUAAAUUAAUGUGAUAGAUGAAGUUAUUUAUUUAUUCGAAAGAUUAAAUGAAUGCUGCACCAUACAGUGACAUUCGAAAGGAUUUUGUGCUUCCAACUUUGUUGCAACAGAUUGAAGAAAUCCCUGUGCACAAAGCAAAGACCAAACCUGACAGAUCUGAAAUCAGAAGUUAUUGAAAUAGACACAUGUGAUUGAUCAUAUAUCUAACAUGUCUGACUAUGAUGAGAUUGUUAUGAUACAUAUGUAUUCAGAGCUUUACAAAUGCCACUCGAAUCAAUAAUGUGAAUGUUGCCCUGACAGAAUGUUUGUGACAUAAUGAAUGUUUACCUGAGUAAAGUACUGUAAGUCAUC
This is a messenger RNA of Paramisgurnus dabryanus, 2011 nucleotides long. RefSeq names its product GRAM domain containing 2Aa (gene gramd2aa). Gene Ontology annotation, biological process: regulation of store-operated calcium entry. Gene Ontology annotation, cellular component: organelle membrane contact site; endoplasmic reticulum membrane. Lineage: Eukaryota; Metazoa; Chordata; Actinopteri; Cypriniformes; Cobitidae. The record is from RefSeq and is a predicted model, not a curated record. Gene Ontology annotation, molecular function: phosphatidylinositol-4,5-bisphosphate binding.